Verticillium dahliae VdLs.17 is the source of this 1725-nucleotide messenger RNA. Its product is annotated as ATPase WRNIP1. The transcript has a single exon. Gene Ontology annotation, cellular component: nucleus. Gene Ontology annotation, molecular function: ATP hydrolysis activity; DNA binding; ATP binding. The record is from RefSeq and is a predicted model, not a curated record. The coding region runs from base 1 to 1725 and encodes 574 amino acids. Gene Ontology annotation, biological process: DNA-templated DNA replication; regulation of DNA repair; DNA repair. NCBI's taxonomy places the organism in Eukaryota, Fungi, Ascomycota, Sordariomycetes, Glomerellales, Plectosphaerellaceae.
AUGGCCGUCGACUGCCCAAUAUGCAACAAGCCUGUCAAGCCAAACCUAAUCAACAACCACAUCGACUCGGGCUGCGAGAGCUUCGUUCUCGACCCAUCUUCCAGCGCCAACACGACAUCCUCUCCUCCUCCCUCAACGCCUUCGCACACCAACGGCGCCGGCAGCAUGCUGACCCAGCCGAAACGAUCCGCCGCUUCCACCUUCUUCCAGACCCCCGCCGCAAAACGGCAAGCCACGACGAACCGUGUGCUGACUCCGAAUGCCAACGGCAAGGCGGCUGGUCCGCUGGCGCCGGCGGCAGGGAAAAAGAGAGCCUUUGACGACGGGCCGGGGCAGGAAAUGGUGGCACGAACAGACACAGACACAUGCGCAACGACGCCUUCAGGAGAGCAACCACAACAACCACCCGCAGCCCAGGGCGUCCUCGAUGCUCCAGCGCCCAAACGCACAAAGACGGCCCGUUCUGCGCCCCUUGCCGAACGCAUGCGACCCCAGGCUCUCGAUGAUGUCUUUGGCCAGGACCUCGUCGGGCCCCAUGGCGUCCUGCGCUCCCUCAUCGAGACGGACCGCGUGCCCUCGAUGAUCCUCUGGGGCGGCUCGGGAACCGGCAAGACCACCAUUGCCCGCUGCAUCGCCCACCGCGCCGGCAGCCGGUUCAUCGAGCUCAAUGCCACGUCAACGGGCGUCGCCGAAGUCAAGAAGAUGUUCCUUGAGGCCGCCAACGAUCUCGCCCUCACCGGACGCAAGACCAUCAUCUUUUGCGACGAGAUUCACCGCUUCACAAAAGCCCAGCAGGACGUCUUCUUGAAGCCCGUCGAGGCCGGCACCAUCACGCUCGUCGGCGCCACGACGGAGAACCCCUCGUUCCGCGUCGGCGCCGCCCUGCUCUCGCGCUGCCGCACCUUUACGCUGCAGAAGCUGAGCGCCGAGAACAUCGCCGCCAUCCUGCGCCGUGCCGUCGCCGCCGAGUGCCCCGGCGGCCCCCCACCGCUGCUCUCCGACGGCGCCAACGCCGACCACCUGCUGACGUACCUGGCCGCCUUUGCCGACGGCGACGCACGCACGGCCCUCAACCUGCUCGAGCUGGCCCUCUCGCUGGCGGCGCGGCCCGACACGACCAUGGACGACCUCAAGGCGUCGCUGACCAAGACGCUCGUCUACGACCGCGCCGGCGACCAGCACUACGACACCAUCUCGGCCUUCCACAAGGCCGUCCGCGGCUCCGACCCGGACGCCGCCCUCUACUACCUCGCGCGCAUGCUCCAGUCGGGCGAGGACCCCCUCUUCGUCGCCCGCCGCAUGGUCGUCAUCGCCUCGGAGGACGUCGGCCUCGCCGACAACUCGCUGCUGCCCCUCGCCACGGCCGCCUACACGGCCGCCCAGCAGAUCGGCAUGCCCGAGGCCCGCAUCCCCCUCGCCCACGCCGCCGUCGCCCUGAGCCUCGCCCCCAAGAGCACCCGCGCCUACCGCGCCCUCAACAACGCCUACUCGGCCCUGCGUGAGCCCGGCGUCGCCGCCCUGCCCGUGCCAAUCCACCUGCGCAACGCCCCGACCCGCCUCAUGCGCGAGAUGGGCUUCGGCGCCGAGUACAAGUACCCGCCCAACUACCGCGACGGCAAGGUCCGCCAGGACUAUCUGCCCGAGGGCAUGCAGGGCAGGCGCUUCCUCGAGGACAGGCAUCUCGGGACCGAAGUCGAUCCCGAUCUCGAGAUGGGGGAUGCCUAG